This is a messenger RNA of Pecten maximus, 1701 nucleotides long. Its product is annotated as sodium-dependent glucose transporter 1C-like. The record is from RefSeq and is a predicted model, not a curated record. Lineage: Eukaryota; Metazoa; Mollusca; Bivalvia; Pectinida; Pectinidae. The coding region runs from base 80 to 1210 and encodes 376 amino acids. The transcript is spliced from 2 exons.
AUCGCUUCUGUUGUCCAUAGUCAAGUUCAUACUGGCAUGCACAACCAUUGCCAUACCUUGGUGUUCAUUAUAUUGGCUGAUGAUCAUGGCGUUCUUCUUCCUUGGGGCGAUGGUAGGCGCUACCGACGCAAUCGCAAAUGUCGAAGUUCAGCGUAUUUGGGGUAAAAAUGGUAAACCGUUUAUGCAAGGCCUACAGUUUAUGUACUCAUUUGGAAUCUCCGUGGCGCCACUUGUAGCAAUCGUAUUUAUGAACACUCCACCAAACGUCGAAAUGGAAAAUGCUCUUGAGCAACUAAAUGAAACAACUCUGGAAAGUAACUCGUUCAUUCGAAAUGAAACUGUAUCAUUACAAAAUCGAUCGUCUCAAGCCAGGAAUGACAGUCUAAGUUCUGAAGAAACUACAUUUGUUCGGAGUCCGGAUUUGUACAAAGCAUUUAUUAUUGGAGGUGCAGUAAGUCUAUUUGUCUGCGCAAUGCAGCUAACGUUUUACUUCGUAUUCGACAGACGCCAUAAAACAACCCAGAGAGAAACCUUAACUACAACUCCAGCCAAAUCGAGGCUGCCUUUGUCUCUGCAGGUUCAGGCCAUAUUACAUAUGGCGGGAAUACAGGCUUUGCUUACUGGUAUAGACGAUACUUGGAUCGCAUUUCUUACAGUAUUUUGUGUUAAAAUGUUUGAUUGGACAAAAGCUCAGGGCGCACUGUUAACAUCAGUCAGCAGUUUCGUGGCCGUUGCUGGCAGAUUCAUUGCCAUUUUUCUAGUUCAGCUUAUAUCUCCAAUAAAACUCGUGGGUUUUCACAGCAUAUUAACACUGGCAGUGUUCAUUGGACUUUAUAUAAGUGUUCUACACAACUCGAGCAUGGGCAUGUGGAUUGUGUCUUUGGGUUUUGGAUAUGCCAAAGCUCCCAUUCUCGCUUGUGUAUUCUCUUGGACAGACGAAGUUUUCUUACCUGUGACUGGUCGAAUUGCCUCUAUAUUUCUAGUGUUUUGCACAGCAAGCUCGGCCAGCAAUCCGUUAAUUCUAGGUGUCCUGAUGGACAACUACUCCAACAUGUGGUUUUGCUACCUCUUUCUUGCUGAGAGUAUACUGUUAGUACUUGUGGUAGGGUCGGCGUUAUUAUUGACGAGGCGAGUUAAGGCAACUUACGGCACCAACUACGAAUCUCGAAGAGCAGAAACCAGAGUAACGGAAGUUCUCCUUGAGACUUAGUCUGCAGUCUGUGUAAAAUUGUAUUCGAGACGUAGUAGUAAAACGCAGGUUUUUUCUUGAUUAUUAUCAUCUACAUUAUUGCAGGGAUAUAUUCAAAGACGUUACUGCUUAUAGCUAUACAAACAAGAGGACCAUAGGCCUUAACGGUCGCCUCAGAUUGGUUAUAUUUAAACAUAUUUGACCCAUGUCACCUUGAAUGAAGGUCAAGGUCAUCCCUUUUAUCAAACUUGGUACCCCUUCAUCCCAGCAUGCUACAAACCAAAUAUCAGGUCUUUGGGCACUUAGUUAUAAAGAAGAAGUUGUUUAAAGAUUUCAGCAUAAUUGACCCCUGUGACCUUGAAUGAAGGCCAGUGUCAUCUAUUUGAACAAUUUUUAUAGCGCUUUACCUCAGAAUGCUACAAACGCAAUAUCAGGUAUCUGGGCCUCUUGGUUAUCAAGAAGAUAUUAUUUAAACAUUUUGGCAUAUUAAACCCCUGUGAUCUUGAAUGAAU